CACGCCGCCACUCCACCAUUGCCCGCCGGCGCGGCGGCGGCUCCGCGCUUUGGACGAGGCGUCGAGGGACGGAUCGGUAGACGAGGCCAGGGAGUGAAGGAGAGAGAGAGAGAGAGGGUGGGAAAGUGGAGCGGGAGGCUGCAGGCAGCGGCCUUCUUGAAUCUGGAGAGGUGCGGGGCUACUUCCUUCCCCGCCCUGCUCUGUGCAGGUUGCUCCGGGUGUGUGUGCGGGGGCGGGAGUGAGGGUGUCGGUGUCAGGUAGGGCUUUGUCGCUGGCCGUGGUUUUUCUCAGGGCGGCCUGGGUUUCCUUUGUGUCGGUCUGGACUCCCCCGCGUGUCCCCUGAGGCGGCAGCCUGGGAGGAAUUGUUCCCCGCUCUAGGUCGGGCCUGCACCCAUCGUGGGUGCCGAGCUAGCGAGGGUGCAGCGAAAGGUGCGCUGGCCAGUGGGUUUUGUGGGCUCUGGGACCGAGAUGCCGCAGUUGAGGUCAGGGAAAGUGGUGACAGCCAGCGAAGUGAAGCAGGUUGACUCGGAGGUCAGCAGCUCCGGCUCUUCGGGGGCAGGGUGUGAGCCAGGGGAAAAGCUGUUAGUCAAGCAGGUUCCUCGCCUGGCACCGAAGAGGAAGCCUGAGCAGCCCUUUCCUUCCCUUCCACAACGUGACAGGCUCUCUGGCCCUUCCUUUAAGUGUUUUGCUCUUCCUUUGCCCGUGCAGAAGGAGCAAGGGGAAAACAGACAGAAAUUCCCAGGUAAAAAAAACAAGGGAAUCCAGCACAGGAAGUCUAGAAGAAAGAAGGGUAUAGCUUCAGUUUCAGACACAGCUGAGUGUGAAGAUUGGCAAGCAGCAGCCACGGCUGCAGAAAUGUGCUGGCAAGAGACCCUAAGAGGGACAGGUCAAAACCAACAGUUAUUUUUCUCAGGGACUGCUUUGCAGAAUAAAUUCCUAGCAGGAAUUGAAAGGAAUGAACAUUGCUCAGAAGAACUGAGCUACUCAGGUUUCCACAAGGGUUCAAAGAGCUCAGGAAGAGAACAUAAACAUUCCUGUGUGGAAAUAAAAUUACAAGUCCCAUCCUUAAAGGAGGAAAUUGAGAGCACAGAGAGACAUGGUUUUCCAGAGCCAGGUCUUCAAUCCAAAAAGGUCACACAGAGUACUGAAGUGAAAUGCACUGACUCCAUAAUAUCACAGAAUAUGCAGAUCCCAGAUUUUUGGAAGAAUUUGGGCACUCAGGAAGCGAUGCCUGAACCAAAACCUCAGGAAGAGGUUGAUACAGCAGAGAAGUUGAAUGGGUGUCCAUUAGUUGGAUCAAGAACACUAGGGACACAGGAAAAAGGAAGGAGAUGCUUGGGCAAGGAAAGCAAAUCAGUGGUGAAACCAAAAGUACAUGGUCCCAGAGAGAGGAAUAGUUCUGCCUUGCUGGAACAGCAUACACCAUGUCCAGAGUCCAGGAAAGGAGGUCUGAGUAUUAGGAACAGAAAUGCAUUGCUGUCACAGAAGCUGCAGGAUCUGAGUGGACAAGAACAACCAAUAGCCAGGAGAAAGAAGCGUUGCAGGAAAGAAGAGCAGCGGAGCUCAAGCCAUCAGAAAGGACCAGACAGCCCAGGGGAAAGUGCAGAGGAACAAUUAAAAGCAACUGAGCAAGACUCUGGUACUUCACAGGCUGUGAAGAAGGUUAAGACAAAGCCAAAGCAAAACAGGGUGGAAGAUUCUAAGGAAAAGGAAUCUCACUAUUCUGGAACUUCCACAGUUUCUACUUCAGGUGACACUGAAAGCAAGAGCUUUCUAUGCCAUCCUGUAACAGAAGAGCCCGGUGCUCAGUGUAGAAAAAGGCAACACAGAUCUGGUCAAAUGAAGCACUUGCAAAGUUUAAGUGGGACUGCAGCUGAACAGGUGUUGAGUACAUCUGCAAAAUGUGAUGCUGAACAUGGCAGUAAUGCCCUACACCAUUGCAGUGGCUUGCUCUGUGCAACCGAAAAGAAUCCAUUUGUCAGAUUAGAGGACUGUAGUUAUAUCAAUACAUUAGUGAAGCCUUCAGCUAUUGGAACUACCAACAGUUAUAAAUUGAAUGGAUUCUUCCAUGUAGCCCAUGGUACUGGAGACCUGAAUGAUAGAAUUUGCAACACUAGUAGAAUGCAAAAUGAGAGAUCACUCAUAAAAGGUGGUUUAUCAUCUAAUAAAGAAAAGAAUGAAAAUGAAGAAGGCUGUGUUUCAUGCUGCAUGAAUGAAAACAGUAAGUGUUUAAGGGGGAAAAACUGUAAUAUUGGUAGAAAGCAUAGAAAAAAGAUGAAAAUCACAGAGAAGUCUGCAGAUGUGGCUGGUAAAUCCAAGAAGUGUGAGUUACAAACAGAAGCAGCAGUUGCCAUGUCAAAUUCAUUUGCAGUUUCAGGACUAAAUCAUACUCUCUCAGCUUCAUGCGAUCAUACAUCAGAUUUUGAUACAGAAAAAAAUACUCAUGAACUUCAAACUGUAUCAGCCUGGAGAAAGAGCAGUAGCAAAUUACUUGCACUUGAAACUGGCUUUAAGAAGACAUCUGUGCUCUCUGCAAUAGUAAAAGGAGAAAAUUCAAGCAGUAUGGCAGAUUAUGCAGCUGCCUCAGAUAGCCUGAGAGUAUUAGCUCAGAUCCAUGAUGUUUCUGAUUGUCACAAAAGCAAGGCAGGAGGAAAUUUGAACGAAGUUAAUAAGAAAUUGCAGCAGUUUACCUGUCAAAGAACAAUACCCAUGACUGGUAAAAAAGUUUGGCCUGUUGAAUCUUGUGCCAGGACUUCUGAAUGGUUUCUUAAAAAUCAUAGGUCAGAAGAAAAAAGACUUUUAAAGGCUGCUUUUGAGGAUUCCUCUGAUAAAAGCAGUGUUAAAGCUGUAGGAGAUGGUGCAAUGAUUGGGAAUGUGAGACAGCUGGAUUUGCAUGCAUCACUGGCAGAAAUUACAAAAGAAAUUACACAUAAAAAGAUUGAUCCAAGAUGA
Messenger RNA from Cyanistes caeruleus (blue tit), 2952 nucleotides. The record is from RefSeq and is a predicted model, not a curated record. NCBI's taxonomy places the organism in Eukaryota, Metazoa, Chordata, Aves, Passeriformes, Paridae.